Messenger RNA from Melanotaenia boesemani (Boeseman's rainbowfish), 2285 nucleotides. RefSeq names its product angiopoietin-like 3 (gene angptl3). The record is from RefSeq and is a predicted model, not a curated record. Lineage: Eukaryota; Metazoa; Chordata; Actinopteri; Atheriniformes; Melanotaeniidae. Bases 131 to 1549 code for a protein of 472 amino acids. The transcript is spliced from 7 exons. Gene Ontology annotation, biological process: cholesterol homeostasis; triglyceride homeostasis; phospholipid catabolic process.
UUCAUCAGCAAGGGAAACAAGCUUGUAAGCUGAGGGAGAGAGGGGAGAGUUGAGAAGAGCACAAAGAGAAGGAAAGCAAAAGCAGAAUUAGAAAACAUUCCCAAAUUCAGGAUUAGAGAGGCAAAUCAUAAUGAAGCUGUUUUGCUUGUUGUUGGUACUAGCCAGCUCCCCUGCUGCUGUCCAUCUGGAUACCUCAGGUAGACAAGAGCAUCCCAACUUGCAUUCCCAGGCCUUUGUCACAGCACCGACCCCAACUGAGGCAAGGUCUCGCUUUGCCAUGCUGGAUGAUGUUCGCCUACUAGCAAAUGGCCUCCUCCAACUUGGCCAGAGCUUACGAGAGUUUGUCCACAAGACCAAAGCCCAAAUCAAUGACAUCUUCCAAAAACUGAACAUUUUUGACCGCUCCUUUAACCACCUCUCAGUGGUCACAUCAGAAAUCAAGGAAGAAGAGGAAGAGCUUAAGAAGACCACCAGUAUCUUGAAGGCCAACAAUGAAGAGAUCAAGAAUUUGUCACUGGAAAUCAACUCUAAGAUCAACAGCAUCCUGCAAGAGCGUGCGCAACUGCAGAACAAAGUGGGGAGCCUUGAAGAGAGGCUGAAGGGAUUGUCCCAGAGCAUGAUCCCUGCUGAGCAACUUAACGAAAUCACAACGCUCAAGGAAGUGAUUGAUGCGCAAGAAAAAACCAUCACCAAUCUUUUAAAAGCCGUGAAGGAGCAGCACGAUCAGUUGGACCACCAGAAAAGCAAGAUUAAAAACCUGGAAGAAAAGCUGAGCUUUGACAGUUAUCAAGAUACUGCUGAUAAGUCACCGGAUUCAGACCAAACAGCUGCUGAUAUGUUUGAAUAUCUGACAGGAAACUCAACUGGCCUGGAGGCAAAUGACCUCCCUGUGGACUGCAGUGAGUUGUUUAAUAAAGGAGAAGCAAGCAGUGGGAUUUAUGUCAUCAAACCAAACCAAUCUGAACCCUUCAAUGUUUAUUGUGAAAUGGAUUCAGACGGAGGUUCAACCGUCAUCCAGAGUAGGACUGAUGGUUCAGUGGACUUUGACCAGACAUGGAAAACGUAUGAAAAGGGCUUUGGAGAUCUGGAAAAGGACUUCUGGCUGGGCUUAAAGAAAAUACACAGCCUUGCAAAACAGGGAACUUACAUCCUGCAUAUUGAUCUCGAAGACUGGAAGGAGGAAAAGCAUUGGGCUGAGUACAGUUUUUUGCUGGAAGGUCCUGCUAAGGACUACACUCUUCAUGUCAGGAACUUCUCAGGUGACCUUCCAGAUGCAAUGACCAACCUCACCGGCAUUAGAUUCUCCACCAAAGACAGGAAUAACAACAACCAACCCACCUCCAACUGUUCUCGCAAUAAAACAGGUGGAUGGUGGUUCAAUGCUUGUGGCGAAACCAACCUAAAUGGAAAGUACCAGUGGUUAAGGGCAAAGGGACGCUCUGUAAGGAGGAAGGGUAUUCUCUGGAAGCCUGGCACUGGUUCAUCAUAUUCUUUCAAGAUGACCAAAAUCACCUUGCGACCGGCCCCAACUACAGAUGCUGCCAAAUGAGCACCACAGUUCUCACAUUCUCUUACAGUAUUAGUGGUUAUUUUUCACGUGUAUUGAAAGAUAAUAUAAAAAAAUCCAUAUUCAGAGGGAAAUAGCAUGCAUUAGAUAUGUUUAUCAUGCUAAAUUCUUAAUUAACCUGUAGUGAGAAGCUUUUUGCCUCCUAACAUUUUGGCACAUAGCAAUCAGACUUGCAAAACUGUUGCAAUUAUGCAACCAUGACAUGUAGGCUGUUAACCUAUUGGGUGUGAUCCAGCAAGGACAGUAGAACCGUUAUUAUGCAACAUUUGCAAUCAUUUGCAAAACAGACGUAUUAAGCCACAUUUGCAACUUGGUUUCAUGUUAGCUGCAAAAUACCACAGAGCUGCAGCAGAACAGAGAGCUCUAAGGAGAUUACAAUCCUAAAAAUGAGAUUAUGUGACCACAUUUUAGGUGAACCUAAAUGCAUUUGACAGCUUCUGUGUCCGCUGAGCUAUUUUAAAGUGUAUUUAUCUUUAAGUGAAAGAGUGCUGAUUGUUCUCUGAGGCUACAGGUACAAUUAUCAGUAAGUUAUUACAUAAUGCAUGCAAAUUAUAUAAGUAAAGGUUCAAGAGAAAUACUGUCAUUUCUAACAUCUGAAAAGUAGCCUUCUUCAUAUAGCUUCAUUCCCAGAUUAAUGAAAAAAAACUAAGUGGGAAUAGUGUCAGUAGUCGAAUAGCCUACAAAAUAUUAGUCAUAUAAAGCUUUAGCAGUGCACUGA